GCAAUCUAGUAAGUUGACAUCAAUAAGGAUCAGUUGAUUUUUAUUUGUUUAUAGAUUAUUAUUUUGUUAAAAAAAUAAGAGCGUUUAAAGGAUACUUACUUAGUGUCAAAAUGAACAAGGAAGAACGCAAUUCAUCAGAUACCAACAACGAAUACGACGGAGAGUCCUUUGAUAAUGAAAGCUCUGAAGAAGUUUCAAGUGAUGAGGAAUCAAUUUCAGAAGAAUCUAGUCUUGAGGAAUCAUUGGAUGAGCUAUUACCAGAUAAUUCGUCUAUAAAGAGUGUACCAGAUUCUAUUCAAAGCAAUCCAAAGAUCGAACAAAAUCUUAAUGAUACUUCCAGUAUUAAUUCAGAAGAAGCUGAAGAAACGCCCGAUAUAAUUCCAAAUGAUAUUGUUAAUGAAACAAAAAAUGAAAUUCCAACAAAAAUAUCCACACCACAAAUAAAUGAACAUGAAAUCGAUGAAAGUGAAUCCGAUGAUUUAGCUGAAGAGGAAUUAAUUGAAAGUGCAAAAUCACUAACUAUCCAAAAUACAGAAAAUAAACUUGAGGUUGUAGUUCCUACAGAUAUAGAAGAGGAAAAUCCCAAUUCAACUGCCGAAAAUAACGUCAAUGAUGGAGAAAUUUCUUCAUGCCAAGAGUCUGAAAUUGAAUUUGUUGUUGCAAGUCAAACUCCAACUAGUUUUAAUUCAGAUAAUUAUGCCUUCCACAUGGAUAUAUUACAAAAGCCAUCACGUUCUAGUACAAGUAUUCAUCAACAAAGGAAUUCUCACAGAAAAAGUCUGAGUUUUUCUAAUGAACGAAUGCGAGAAAUUGAACGGCACAAUCAAAUUUUACUCCGUAAAAUAUUAACCCAAAAACCGCGCAAGGAAUUUGUAAAUCAAAAAAUUCAAUGUCCAAAUUUAAGAAUGACGACUUCUGCUGUAAACCGAAGGAAACAACAGCGUCAAAUCGAUCUGGAUAAUCAAGUUUUAAAAAGAAAAAUUGAAGCAAUUGCUCUUCGUCGCCCACAAAUUUUAUAAAAUUAUUGGAUAGUUUUAAAAUAUUUUAAUUUUGAGAGAUAAUUUUAAAACAUUAAAAAUUUACUUUAAAUAAAAAAAAUAUUUUAUUUUUAA
Episyrphus balteatus (marmalade hoverfly) is the source of this 1112-nucleotide messenger RNA. Its product is annotated as cilia- and flagella-associated protein 97. The record is from RefSeq and is a predicted model, not a curated record. Gene Ontology annotation, biological process: spermatogenesis. Bases 111 to 1019 code for a protein of 302 amino acids. NCBI's taxonomy places the organism in Eukaryota, Metazoa, Arthropoda, Insecta, Diptera, Syrphidae. The transcript is spliced from 4 exons.